Messenger RNA from Vitis vinifera (wine grape), 954 nucleotides. RefSeq lists its product as uncharacterized. Gene Ontology annotation, biological process: transmembrane transport. Lineage: Eukaryota; Viridiplantae; Streptophyta; Magnoliopsida; Vitales; Vitaceae. The transcript has 9 exons. Bases 1 to 954 code for a protein of 317 amino acids. Gene Ontology annotation, cellular component: membrane. The record is from RefSeq and is a predicted model, not a curated record. Gene Ontology annotation, molecular function: transmembrane transporter activity.
AUGAAGAAAGAGAUUAGUCCUGAGGGUGAGGUUAUAAGAAGAGGAAGAUCAAAACACCAAUCUACCACAUCAUAUUUCAAACUCCAAUCACUAAAUUUGAAAUAUUUUAAAACAUAUUCAACAAAAUUACAUACAUAUUAUCAUGUUCUCUUGGCAAUUGUCCAUGGAACCACUAUGAUUCUCCAAAAGAAAGCUUUCAAGGCAAAAUGGUAUUAUUGCAUAGCUCUUGCAUGGGUGGAUGUAGAAGCCAAUUUUCUUGUGGUAAAAGCAUACCAUUACACUUCUAUAACAAGUGUCAUGCUGCUGGAUUGUUUUACAAUCCCGUGUGCCAUAAUUUUUACCUGGUUUUUCUUGAAGACAAAGUACAGAUUUAAAAAAUUAACCGGUGCAGUGAUCUGUAUUGCUGGUCUUGUGAUUGUCAUCUUUUCAGAUGUUCAUGCAAGUGACAGAGCAGGAGGGAGCAGCCCUCUGAAAGGGGAUUUGUUUGUGAUUGUUGGGUCUAUUCUCUAUGCUGCCAGCAAUGUUAGUGAGUUUGCUCUAUGGAAUGUGAUUAUUUUGUCCUAUGGAAAGCUCAGUGGGUCUGCAAUGUUAAACCUGUCUUUGUUGACUUCAGAUAUGUGGGCAGUUCUUAUUCGCAUCUUUGCUUACCAUCAAAAGGUUGAUUGGAUGUACUUCAUGGCAUUUGCUGCUGUUGUCGUUGGACUCAUUAUUUAUUCAGGGGGUGGCAAAGGUGAUGAGCAACAUUAUGCUGAGAUUGCUGAUGAAGAUGCUGAGAGAAGCAGAUAUUUUGAUGAGAAGGCUGGUCUUCUUGGAAAUUCCGACCAUAGUUCUAUAGUUGGGGGCUCGAGGAUUGGCGAUAGUAGUAAGCAUGGUUCUGCUUCCUCUGGCAUUGCAAGACAGGAUGAUUCUGAUAACAAGAGGAUGGAGAAAGAUGCACAAUGGAAGACAGGAUAA